This is a messenger RNA of Megalobrama amblycephala (Wuchang bream), 2245 nucleotides long. RefSeq lists its product as uncharacterized. The record is from RefSeq and is a predicted model, not a curated record. NCBI's taxonomy places the organism in Eukaryota, Metazoa, Chordata, Actinopteri, Cypriniformes, Xenocyprididae. Gene Ontology annotation, molecular function: zinc ion binding; nucleic acid binding. The transcript is spliced from 2 exons. Bases 274 to 2208 code for a protein of 644 amino acids.
UUAUUGACCUGCAGGGGGCAAUCUAUUCCCGGUUGACUUGGCUUAAAUACAGCAAAGAAGAAGAUGUUAGUUGUAGAUUUAAUCCACCUGUGACUCUGUGACAUGUGUGUGUGUACUGGUUGCUGAUAGUUCCUCCUGAGUAAAAGUCUUCAUCUUGCCCAGAUUCAUCUUGUCUCUCUCUCAAGUUAUUACAUUUUGGCGACGAGGAUGAAAACAAGGAAAAGGAAGUUUUGAAAAGCUGGAUCCAUACAAGUGGGAGCUUUGGAAAAGAAGAUGGCCAAUAUGGUAGGAACAGUCACACCAUUUGAUAGUCAGUCGCAGUCUUGGGAAGAGUAUUGUGAAAUCUUGCAACAUUUCUUCGAGGCAAAUGAGAUUACAGAAGCAGCCAAGCAAAAAGCUAUACUGUUAAGCACUGUAGGAAGUCAAACAUACAGUCUACUGAGGAAUUUAUUGAGUCCAGUUAAACCAGGAACAAAGACUUUUGAGGAAUUAGUGGAUUUACUGAAAGAGCAUUUCAAUCCAAAACCCAGUGAAAUUGUACAACGGUUUAAAUUCAAUUCAAGAUCAAGAGAAGAAGGGGAAAGUGUUCUUGAAUAUGUGGCAGUAUUGAGGAAAUUGGCACAUGAUUGUAAUUACGGAGAAAAAUUAACAGAGAUGCUACGGGAUAGACUGGUAUGUGGAAUAAAUGAUGACCGUAUUCAACGUAGACUGCUGGCAGAAUCAGAGUUAACGUUUGAGAAGGCGUUGAAAAUAGCGCAAGCAUUGGAAACAGCCAAUAAAGAUGUAAAGGAUUUGCAAGCUCAACGUUCAGAAACAUCUACUGCAAUGAGAGUGCAUAAAACCUCAGUAAAACAAGAUAGUCAAGGUAGAGCUUGUUACAGAUGUGGGAAUUUGCAACAUUUGGCCAAUGAGUGCAGAUUUAUUUCAGAGAAAUGCCACAAAUGUGGGAAACAAGGACAUAUAAUGAAAGUAUGUAGAUCAACAAGUUCCAUCAGAGAAACAACAUUUCAAGGGGGAGAAAGACGCAAGCAAGUUGUGGCCAGAGGAGGACAGAGAUCACAUUAUGUCAGCAGAGAGGAAAAAAGUGAAUCUGAUGAAGAAGGUAUUUUUACAGUGCACAGUUUGAAAGAAACAGAGAUUCCUAAGGUCGCUCCUCUGACUAUCACAUUGGCUGUAAAUGAUUUCAAGAUACCUUUUGAAGUGGAUACAGGCUGUGGUGUGACCGUAAUUAAUGGAUCAAAUUUUUCCAAAUUGUGGGAAGAACAUAAAAAGCCAGAAUUAAAGACCUGUUCUUUGAAGUUAAAAACUUAUACUGGCCAAGCCUUACCAGUGUUGGGUUCUGUGCAAGUGGUCGUCAGACACAAGGGAACUGUGAAGGAAUUGCCAGUAGUGGUAGUGCCUGGAACAGGACCCAAUUUAUUGGGCAGAGGGUGGAUCAAGGAAUUGGGCAUGAAAUGGGAGGCCAUACACAAGAUUCAAGGGGUUGAAAAGUUAACCUUGCCUGAUGUACUUAGCCACCAUACAGAAUUGUUCAAGGAGGAGUUGGGUGAAUUGAAAGGUCCACCAGCCAAGAUUUAUGUGGACAAAGAAGCCACUCCCAGAUUUUUCAAAGCCAGACCAGUUCCUUAUGCAAUGAAAGCAAAGGUAGAAGUUGAAAUAGAACGCCUGCUAAGAAACAACAUCAUAGAACCUGUUAAACAUUCUGAAUGGGCUGCACCUGUAGUGCCAGUUUUAAAGCCUGAUAAUACAGUACGACUGUGCGGCGAUUACAAGCUAACAGUAAAUCGAGUUUCAAAGUUGGAACAGUACCCCAUCCCUCGAUUAGAUGAUCUGUUUGCGACAUUGUCAGGAGGACAGAAGUUCACUAAACUGGAUAUGAGUCACGCUUACCAUCAGAUUGCAUUAGAUGAAGAGUCUAAGAAAUAUGUCACAGUGAAUACCCAUAAAGGGCUGUUUACUUACCGUGUUUUACCCUUUGGAGUUUCUUCUAGUCCUGCUAUCUUCCAAAGGACCAUUGAGGGAGUACUGCAAGGUCUUCCUUAUGUGGCAGUUUUCCUGGAUGACAUCUUGGUGACCGGUCGCAAUGAUGAGGAGCAUCUCCAAAUGCUGGCCAGGGUAUUGGAAAGGUUGCAGGAAGCAGGACUGCGUUUGAAACGGAGUAAAUGUACUUUCAUGGAAAAAGAGGUGCAGUUCUUUCGCAUAAGAUGACCGAUGGUAGCGAAAGACCCAUUGGAUUUAUGUCACG